Messenger RNA from Rana temporaria (common frog), 264 nucleotides. RefSeq names its product nucleolar protein 16-like. Lineage: Eukaryota; Metazoa; Chordata; Amphibia; Anura; Ranidae. Gene Ontology annotation, cellular component: nucleolus. Gene Ontology annotation, biological process: ribosomal large subunit biogenesis. Bases 1 to 183 code for a protein of 60 amino acids. The record is from RefSeq and is a predicted model, not a curated record. The transcript has a single exon.
AUGGGAAAGGUGAAGAAGACUCGGAAGAACACGUAUUAUUAUAAUAUGGAUAGGAAGAAGCUGAGGCGCAGAGUGAAGAAGAAAAGUGCUCCGAGGAUCCAAUGUGAUGAGAUCAGAAAUGCCUGGAAUCGCUCAAAAUCACUGGCUGGAAACAUGGCUCAGAUGGGCUUGGUUGCACGGUGAUUGGUGAACCGAGCAGAGUUCGAAAGCCAUAUGUACUAGAAGGUCUGAAAGCUGCUGCCAGCCUGCCAUCCAAAAAAGACU